AUGAUACUGUAUCACAAAAAAUUUAAACGAGUUUUUCUCGUGGUUAGUGUAAUCGCCUGUCUUGUUUUUUUACGAUAUCGAAAUGACUUUCGUGGUAUCUUGAGCGUUUUGGAAGCUUCUGUAUUCAAGAACCCUUUUGCAGACCAUCAAACAAAAUAUUUUGAUAUUGCAAGUCUUCCUAGCUCAGAGCGCAGUCAAUGGCUUCCUGACGGCCGUGUGAACGCUGCUUUUGUCAGUCUUGCUCGUAAUAAUGACCUGAGAGAUAUGGUCCAAUCUGUCCAGCGUUUGGAGCGCCGAUUUAAUCAUAAAUAUCAUUAUCCUUGGGUAUUUUUGAACGAUGAAGAGUUUAAUGAAGAAUUUAAAAGUCGGAUCAAUGAAACGGCUUCUGGCCCUGUUGAGUUUGGCGUCAUUCCCAAAGAACAUUGGCAGAUGCCUGAAACGGUAGACCGGGACAAAAUGCAUGAUAAUUGGGAGAAAUUAAAAAACCAAAACAUACUUUAUGCCGAUUCCGAAUCGUAUCGUCAUAUGUGUCGCUUUGAAUCUGGCUUCUUUUACCGCCAUCCCCUUGUUAAAAAAUAUGAAUAUUACUGGCGUGUUGAACCCAGCGUUGACUUUUGGUGUGAUUUGGAUUUUGAUCCUUUUGCUUAUAUGAAGCAAAACGAUAAAGUUUAUGGCUUUACCAUCACAGUCUCCGAAUACACCGAGACUAUUGCAACCUUGUGGGAAAACACCCGUAAUUUCCUAAAGCUCCAUCCCGAUACUCUCCAUCCUAAUAAUUCUCUCAACUUUAUUUCUGAUGAUAAGGGCCGAACCUAUAAUAAUUGUCAUUUUUGGUCCAAUUUUGAGAUUGCCAAAGUUGAUUUCUGGGAAAGCGACGCUUACGCAAAAUACUUUGACCACUUGGAUAGUUCCAACGGAUUUUUCUAUGAACGUUGGGGUGACGCGCCUGUUCACAGUAUUGCUGCUGCUCUUUUUACAGAUCGCGAAUCAAUUCAUUUUUUCAAUGAAAUUGGAUAUUGGCAUCCCAGCAGCGGCCAUUGUCCUCUUGAUGAACCAACUUUAGCAAAAUGUGAAUGUAGCCCUUAUGAUUCGAUUGAUCAUAACGGCUGGAGCUGCUUAAACAAAUACUAUGAUGCUUUUGAUAUACCUUAUCCUGCCAACUGGCACUUGUACAAAGGUGUAUAA
Schizosaccharomyces osmophilus is the source of this 1185-nucleotide messenger RNA. RefSeq names its product Golgi alpha-1,2-mannosyltransferase Omh1 (gene omh1). The record is from RefSeq and is a predicted model, not a curated record. Lineage: Eukaryota; Fungi; Ascomycota; Schizosaccharomycetes; Schizosaccharomycetales; Schizosaccharomycetaceae. Gene Ontology annotation, cellular component: membrane; Golgi apparatus. The transcript has a single exon. Gene Ontology annotation, molecular function: alpha-1,2-mannosyltransferase activity. Bases 1 to 1185 code for a protein of 394 amino acids. Gene Ontology annotation, biological process: protein N-linked glycosylation; cell wall mannoprotein biosynthetic process; protein O-linked glycosylation.